CACCACACUAAUUUAUAGAAGAUUAUAUAAUAAAAUGCAAAUUUACUGUAGGAGAGUGCACUACGGAUCAGACAGGCUUUAACAGGGAAAUCAGAAGAAAUUUCUGUAGAUUUUCUUUGGGGCACAUGGAGAUGUCCAUCACGAGGAGGACUUUUCGCCAGGAAUUGUGCAUGAUUGCUUGCUACGGUUUCAGGAAAUUGAUUUUUCUCCCUGAAGAGGGGAGCGGUGAUGUCUGUGGUACAUCGUCUGAGGGCAGGGUGGCUCGUGGAUCAUCUGUCUUUCAUCAACCAGUGUGGCUAUGAGAUCUGUGACUCCCUUGCAAACCCGGGUGGUGCCACCCUCCGUCCUUCUGUCACUUCUUCUGAAUAUCAUGAUGCUUCUACGUUUCCUGCCACCUCCUCGAAAGACAGUCCUGGUCUUGGAGAUGCUGUAGAAGAAACAGAAGGUAAAACAGCUAAAACAAGAUACGUGUUUCGGGAAGAAUUCUUUGACAUUUCUAAGCCCCACAUAGCUGCAGCUCCUGAGCAGCAGCUGUUGCAGGGAGAUCCAGAGGUGAGUCUUGCAGAAAUAAAGGCCAGCAGCAGUGCAGAGGAACCCCAAGAAGGAACCAAGAGUGGUGGUGAAGAUUCUGUUGCUGUUGCUAGGAAGCAGAAACGUAAAAGGAAAUGUGUAUUCAACCAAGGUGAACUGGAUGCCUUAGAAUAUCAUACAAAGAUCAGGAAGCUCAUUUGGGAAGGCACUUUGCAUUUAGUCCAAGAAGGACUCAAAAGUGGUUUUCUUCACCGUGCUACUACAGAACUCAGUUGCGGGAAGAACAUUGUUCCUGGGCACAUUGACUGUGGGUUGGCUGAAUUAUGUGAAAUGGCAAAGCAGUUUCCAGCUGUAAAUGACAGUGACCAUCCAGCCGUGCAUGUGCUAGACGAUGAAACCUCCAGUCCAGAGCAGGACCUGCUUUCGUGUGUUACAGAGAACAACUCAAACUGUGCGAAGAUUGUUGUGUUAAUGGGGCAGAAGUACUUGGUGCCACCAAAAAGCAGUUUCCUUUUAUCUGAUAUUUCAUGUUUACAGCCCCUGCUGAACUACAAGAAAAAAUACGAUGUAAUAGUGAUUGAUCCACCAUGGGAGAACAAAUCUGUUAAAAGGAGUAACAGAUACAGCCACUUGUCUUCAUGGCAAAUCAAGCAGAUUCCUGUAGCAGCACUGGCUGCGCCAGAUUGUCUUAUCGUCACGUGGGUGACUAACAGACAGAAGCACUUGCGUUUUGUUAAGGAUGAACUUUAUCCUCAUUGGUCCGUGAAAACGCUUGCUGAGUGGCACUGGGUAAAAAUUACUAGAUCUGGAGAAUUUGUUUUACCCUUGGAUUCUUUCCACAAAAAGCCAUACGAAGUUCUUAUACUGGGGAGAGUUCAAGGAAGCGUGAAGGAAGCCCAAAGGAAAUCUGAAGACAUACUUCCAAUUCCAGAACAUAAAUUAAUUGUCAGCAUACCCUGCAGCCUGCAUUCACAUAAACCCCCUCUCACUGCAGUUCUGGCAGAGUUUGUCAAACCAGAUGUGGAGUGCUUGGAGUUGUUUGCUCGCAACCUGCAGCCUGGCUGGACCAGCUGGGGAAAUGAGGUUCUGAAGUUUCAGCACAUUGAUUAUUUCACUGUUUUGCAGAAUGAAAACUGACUGGGUCUUGUAGCUUAAUUCUGGAAUUCCACUCCUUCCUAGCAGCCUCAAGAACUUGCUUUUCUUAUGGGUAGUGCACUCAGAAGGUAACAGAAAUGAAACUGACUGCACUUCAGUUAAUUCCUGCAGUGACAGAAUAUCUGUUUAAUAGUAUCUUAAGAUUUGUACAAGCUGUUCCCAUAUUUUGAGGAUCCUGGAAUAGUUAAAUACUUAUGUUAGAGUGUACCUCCAUCCCUGAUUUUUUUUAAUUUUUUUUUUUAAACCUCAGGAAAAGGAAGAUAUUUUUGAGUAUUCUUAUUUCCAACUAUCAUAAAUCUAAGCAUCAUAAGUGCUACAGCAUUACACACAUAAUAUAUUCUUUUAGAGUGUAAUUUUUAAAGAGUGGCAAUCAGAGUAAAUAGUUCAGCAUUACAAAUGUUUCCUGAAAGUAGAUUAAUCUUUGCUAAACAGUGGAUUUUGAACUAAAAUAAUUACGAAGGCAAAGUAUUCUCCUGCAUAUUUGUAUCUGUCUGUCAACCUCCGAAGAAAUACAGGGGGCAAUGCUUGUGUUAAUUGGCAAAUGAAUUGUUGAUCAAGUGCAUUCUAUGAAAAAAUUAGACUUUAAAAAGUCAUCAAUUCCAUCUUUCUGUGUAUGAUAAUUCUAUGAAUAUAUUGUGAAUGAUAAAAGUCUCAAUCACCUUACAAUAUCUGCAUAUUUUUUCAGUUAAAUCUAAGAGCUUAACUGAUUUAACUGAAAUUUUAAUAGACUUUAGAUAUUUUAUACAUUCUCUUCUCUUAUAUUCGUGAAGCAGAAAAAAGUUCUCACAGUGAGCUGUAUUUUUCAGCUUACCUAAAAAUUGUCUUAUAAGAAUAGUGCAUUUUGUGUCUUUUGCUGCACUUAGACUUGCUUUGAAAAGGAAAAAUUAGAGACUUAUUGAAGCUCUGCCUCUUGCUCAUUUGCAGCUGUAGAGGCAGAAUGGCUGGACAGUGUUUUUCAUGAUGGCAAAUUCCUGUGUUCUGACUGCUCAUAAUGGGGAACAAAAUGCAUUGCAUGCAUUUUCUUUUUACUUUUAUUUCACUUUCGGUAGUCUGAUGUGCUGGUGAAGUUUUAAUUUAAAUCUUUUAAUGUUAACUGACCUUUUUUAUGGUUUUGUAAUAAAAAGUAAAAUAAAA
Molecule: messenger RNA, 2820 nt
Organism: Anas platyrhynchos (mallard)
Lineage: Eukaryota; Metazoa; Chordata; Aves; Anseriformes; Anatidae
Gene: METTL4
Product: methyltransferase 4, N6-adenosine
Biological process (GO): methylation
Cellular component (GO): cytosol; nucleus
Molecular function (GO): RNA methyltransferase activity; nucleic acid binding; site-specific DNA-methyltransferase (adenine-specific) activity
Source: RefSeq, a predicted model, not a curated record